Molecule: messenger RNA, 2234 nt
Organism: Leptidea sinapis
Lineage: Eukaryota; Metazoa; Arthropoda; Insecta; Lepidoptera; Pieridae
Product: putative serine protease K12H4.7
Exons: 9
Coding region: 199-1674 (491 amino acids)
Biological process (GO): proteolysis
Molecular function (GO): serine-type exopeptidase activity; dipeptidyl-peptidase activity
Source: RefSeq, a predicted model, not a curated record
AUAAACUUGAAAUCGAUAAAUUAUUUAAUUAUUUAGUUCGGAAGAAAUCUCUGUUUAUAUACAUAUAAAAUGUAUUGUGAUUUGUAUUGUUACACUCAACUCUAUUUAAUGACAUAAUUUAUGAUUUCGCUUGUGAAUUUAUGCAAAAAUUUUCGUGUGAAUAACACCAAGCAUUGAUAUUGAUACCUAGUUGCUACAAUGUAUCUUAGUUUUAAAAUAUGUAUUAUUUUAACCUUCGGGGUUACAGUUGAAUGUGGAAAACAUUUUCGUCUAGGACGAAGUUCAGGGGGAAUCCUUAAAGCAGCGGCUGAACCUGUUCGCCACAAUGCGCCGGCUAAAUGGUUCAACCAAAAACUUGAUCAUUUCACGCCCACAGACAUGCGAACAUGGAAACAGAGAUACUUUGUGAAUGAUUCUUUUUAUGAUUCAAAACAUGGCCAUAUAUUUUUGAUGGUUGGAGGUGAGGGAGAAGCCAAUCCUUUAUGGAUUAUCAAUGGUACAUGGAUAGAUUAUGCCGAACAGUUCAGGGCACUUUGUAUUAUGCUAGAACAUAGGUACUAUGGAGCUAGUCACCCAACAAGUGAUUUAAGUGUAAAAAACUUACAAUACUUGUCAUCCCACCAAGCACUAGCCGAUGUGGCUAAUUUCAUAAAAGCCAUCAAUGAAGAGUAUAAGUUGGACUCAAACAGAGUCAAGUGGAUUGCAUUUGGAGGAUCAUAUCCUGGAUCAUUGGCAGCUUGGUUAAGAGUUAAAUUUCCUCAUCUGGUGUAUGCAUCUGUUUCUUCAAGUGGCCCACUCCAAGCUAAAUUGAAUUUCAAUGAAUAUUUCCAAGUAGUAGAACAAUCCUUAAAUGCAAAAACCUCAAGUGAUGAUUGUGUGAACAGUGUGAAGAUGGCCCAUAAAGAAUUGGAGGCCUUAAUGGAAAAGAGUACAAGUAUUGUUGAGAAAAAUUUCCGUGUCUGUGUUCCCUUCUCAAAGGCGAAUUCAUAUGAUGUAAAGAAUUUCUACAGCAAUAUAGCCGAUUAUUUUGCUGAACUUGUCCAGUAUAAUGAGGAUAACAGAUUGAGUGUCAAACCUGCAUAUAAAAAUAUUACCAUCAAUAGUGUUUGUGAUAUGUUCACACAAAGCAACGAGAAGCCAUAUAAAGCACUUGUCAAGCUCAAUGAUUUAAUGCUGGAGAAGAAUAAUGAAACGUGUUUGGAGUAUAGCUACAGUAAUAUGAUAAAAGAACUGAGAAAUACGACAUUCGGAAAUGAAGGAGGUCGCCAGUGGAUGUACCAAACAUGUACGGAAUUUGGAUUUUACCAAACAUCAAGCAGCGAAACUGAAAUGUUUGGUGAUUAUUUUCCGCUUGAUUUCUUUGUAAAACAGUGUGAAGAUAUAUUUGGGCCAAAAUUCAACGAGAAAUUCAUUAGUAGUGGCAUUGAGUGGAGCAACAUUGACUACGGCUCGAAAGACAUAAGGGCAACGCGCGUGGUAUUUGUGCAUGGUUCGAUUGAUCCGUGGCAUGCGCUCGGUAUUACUAGCAGCAUGAGCUCCGACACCCCAGCCAUAUUCAUCAACGGUACCGCCCAUUGUGCUGAUAUGUACCCGAGACGCGACGAAGAUUCCGAAGAGUUGACCCAGGCUCGUUUACAGAUCCAAACCCACUUGGAGACUUGGUUAAACGUCUGACAUCUAAAUCGCACGAUAAGAAAAUAUAAACUAACCAAAGGCAAAUGCUCAAUUUACUUCCAUGUGUUAUUAUAUAUAUUUUACUCUAUUGCUCUCUUUAGAUAAUCUGAUUACAUACUCAACGUAACAUGUAUUAGGUUAAUUGAUUAGUUAACUUCACUAUUAUCAUAAUCGUCAUAUACGUGAAUCAACGUGUUCAUCAAAAAGUCAUCAUUUUUAUAACAUCUUAUUUAAAAUUAGGUCGCAAUAAGUGUGGCAGUGCGAUGUGCCCACACGUGCUUAAGGCUUGAUUUGAACUCAAACGUAACCUAAUGGUAUGUAGGUACAUAUUAUAUUUUAUUAUGUAUAAUAAAAUCCAGCUCAAAAACCCAUUUUAGCUCAAUGACUGAAAACAAUACUCUGAUUAUGGUUAAACACAGGUAAAAUUAAUGUGUAAAUGUAAUUUAAGGUAAACAGUAAGGGUAUACGAUGUGGUUAAAUAUAAUUAAGUGUAUUUUGAAUAUUUUAUAGUAUAUAUAAGAAUAAAUAUCGUUGUGUGUAAAAAAAACAUGAAGUUAUGA